Molecule: messenger RNA, 4584 nt
Organism: Histoplasma mississippiense
Lineage: Eukaryota; Fungi; Ascomycota; Eurotiomycetes; Onygenales; Ajellomycetaceae
Exons: 6
Coding region: 1-4584 (1527 amino acids)
Cellular component (GO): eukaryotic translation initiation factor 4F complex
Molecular function (GO): translation initiation factor activity; mRNA binding; protein binding
Source: RefSeq, a predicted model, not a curated record
AUGACAUCGAUCUCACAGACAUCAGGCCUUCAACCACAGGGACAGAGUACCAGCAGUUCGGCCGUCUCCCAGGGUCACUCUCCCAUUCCAUCGGCCGUUACCGUCGAAACGGCAACUUCAACGAUUGGCGGAAGUGCACCUACUCAAGCGCCUCAGCAUGGAAAGUCGCCUUCUGUCUCUCUGAACGGAAAACACAUGCAGCAUCCAGCACCCCAGGUCGCCGGUGGCUUGACCAUCGUCAACGGAACCACCGCUCCAAACCCGUCUUUACACGACAGGAAAACUUCUGUCACUAUCAAUCCUAAUUUAAUCCCGAAUGGAGGCCCGGCUGGCGCUUCAGGCCGCGCAAAUAAUCUGCGAUUCGGUUCAAUGGACUCCCAUGGAGCUCCUAUGAACAAUCCGGCAUCGCUUCCAAACCAACCCCAGUCUACUCUAGGUGUUAAUCCAUCUAUGAAUCCUCGCACAACUUCCCCACAGACAUCUCCCUCCCCCAUUCCUCAACCUAUAGCGAGUGGCGGACGGCCACCAUCGUCGCUACAAGGGCCAGGUAAUAAUCUUAACUUUGGCAGCUUUGGUAGCGAACCGGGUGAUAUGAACCGGCCGAAUAUGCGGCCUGUUCCUCAGGGCCCUAUGGGUCCAAAUGCCCAGUCUUCCCACUUUCGACGUGAAUCAACACACUCCGCACAUGGCGACAUGGGAAAUCAUGGUAUGCCAGGGGGUCCUCCAGGACGCGGUGGCUACGGUCAUAGUGGUCGAGGAAGAAGCUACGGACAACCCCAUCAACCAAUGGGAUAUAACUCUCCAGGCCCGACGUACAGGUCGACCCCCAACCAACCACGCGGCGGGCCCAAUAUGGGAUUCCAUGGCCAUAACCAGCGAUCGCUAGGCCCCUUCCCACAUUCGCCCCGUCAGGCUGCCCGAAGCCCUGCCCUUUCCAACGUGAACCCCGCGACCCCCCCAAUGUCCCAAGUUCCCAUGGCAAACACGCAAAUGCAGGCCCAGCAUUUUGGCGGAUACCCUACUCAUAUGGGCCCUCAACAAGUAAAGCAACAAUCUUCUUACCCCCCUAAAUAUUCUAAUCGUCGUUCUUCUUUAUCCCAUAAACACAAUGGCCCCCGUUUUAAACACCAAAAUGCUCAACGACACUUUACUCCCCAAGCCCAAUUUCAAUACCCCCAACCCCCGACACUGUCACCAGAGAGUGGUCAUUUUGAACAGUAUCUGACAAUGAUUAAAUCUCAGGGAUUCGUUGCUCAGGGCUAUGAUCCUAAUUAUUAUUUCCAACCGUCGCCAUAUAAUAUGCCUCAAGGCCAGUACCAGUACAUACCCCCCCCGUCGCCUCGCGCCGCUAUGAAUGUACCGCACCCACCCCAAGCCCCUUACAUGCAGGCCCAAUAUAGCAACCAAGGCCAUCCACCUCCACAAGCAACCCCACUUUCACGAUCCCCCUCGCAGGUUUCGGGCCCGGAUCGGCCAGGCUCAAGUCUAGGACCGGCCCAACAAUCCGUACCAAUGACACAAGGGCCUUCUUUCAAUGCGACUCGAUCCACUAGCAGUCCAGUGCAAAAAUCUCAGUUUGUAGUACCAACCAAGAAGAGUUCUGUUGUCAUCAAGGAUCCCGAUAGCGGUAAGGAGAUGAACUUUCUCAAACAAUCGACAUCCCAGCCUCGGACAACGCCUUCGCCUGUCAAGCUAGGUGGUAAUACACCAGCUUCGACCCCGCCUCCUCGUACUGGAAGCCGUGCUGAACAUGAAAGGUCAGACUCGAAGUCCAUGACAGGAGAGGAGAAAAAGCAGUCCUUCCAAGACGCUAUCGCUCAAAAGGUCAGGGCUGAAGCUGAAGCUCGCAAGAGGGAAGAAGCUGAAAAAGCUGAGAUGCAAUGGAAGGAGAAGGAAGAAGCUGAAGCCAAGGCUCGUAAGGAUGCAGAGGGAAAGAAGGCUGCUGAGGAGGCCGAGAAGGCUGCUGCAACAGAGAAGGAAAAGGAACAAGAGCGACAAGAAGCAGCGGCCAAAGAAGUCAAACCGGAAGCUCCAAAGGCUCCUGUUGAAGCUGCAUCAGCCGAAGAUGAGAUUGAUUGGGACGCAUUGGAAAAGGAGUUAGCUGAGAAAGAAGCUGCAGCUGAGAAAGCGUAUGCAGAAAAGAAGAGGAAGCAGCAGGAAGAGAAAGCUCUCAAAGAGAAAGAAGACCAUGAGGCUUACAUCGCCAACCUUAAGAAAGCUGAACAAGAAGCGGAGGCUGCGGAAGAAGCUCGAAUCCGCAAACUCGAACAGGGCGAGGAGGAGGGUGCCAAGAAAGAGCGGACAGAUUUGUUUGCUUCCCUCAAAAAUAAGGGCGCUCAAUCUCCCCCUUCCGCAACCGAGAGCCCCAUCAUUCGAACCCCUGCCGAAAGCGGAGCUGCCACGCCCGUAUCAGAUAUCUCUAUGGGCCCGCCCCCCUCCAAACCUGCUAGCGGCGGAAAGCGGGAUAAGCCUGCUGCAUUGAAGCUGGAAACUACGAAAACUGUCGAGCCACCCCAGCCAAGCGCAGCAAUGAAGUCCCUCCAGACCGCCCGAUUCCUCGAGGAUCCUAGCAAGGUCACCUACCCUCCCGCAAUCGUCUCUCCUAAUCCUGCUCUGAACGCAAACGCUCCAGUCGACCGUAAAUUUAAGUAUAACAAAGAAUUCCUACUCCAAUUCCAGUCCGUUUUCAAAGAGAAACCAUCAAUCGAUUGGGACAGCCGUGUUCGAGAGACUGUUGGAGAUAGUUCAGAUAGUUCUUCGCGUCCCGGAUCCGCUCGAACUCCAAUCAUAAGUAGCGGACGGGCCACCUCUCGUCCAGGAAUCCAAGCUUCUUUCCCCAACGCCGUCAUGGGUAAAUUUGCCCAAACUCCCGGACGUUCGCAAACGUUGCCCCCUGCAGGUAUUGGUCGGGAUGGGUUCCCUAUGGCAACUGGGGGCCAUGGACCAUCUAUGGCAAAUCCUUUUGGCCACUUUUCUCGUGGCCCCGGUGGCCUUCCUCUUGGCAGUUCGCCUAUGAGCCGUUCUAGUUCAUCGACUAUGCAGCAGAUGCCAUCCCCACGCGCUGGCAGUCACCGAGGUCAGCGCUCAGGAAGCAAGCGGGAUAAAGUGUCGAGGAAGGAGGAAGAAACCAAUAACAAGACCAUGCCACUCACUGCUAACUUGGACAUAAAGCCACUGGUUCCGUCUCAGACUGGAUGGAAACCACGCAGCAUUGGACAGAGCCUUUCUGGCCCAGCUCUUGGUGGCGAUGGACACAUGCCACCAGAUGUUGUGCAACGGAAGGUUAAAGCUAAUUUGAACAAGAUGACACCCGAGAAGUUCGACCGUAUUUCUGAUCAGAUACUUGAAAUCGUGGGACAGUCCAAAGAUGAAUCAGAUGGGCGCACACUCCGACAAGUAAUCCAACUUACCUUCGAGAAGGCCACAGAUGAAGCCCACUGGGCUCCAAUGUACGCUAAAUUCUGCAAACGUAUGCUAGAUUCCAUGAGCCCUGAAAUCAAGGACGAAAAUAUCAGGGAUAAACAAGGCAAUGUUGUCACUGGUGGCAGUUUGUUCCGAAAAUACCUUCUCAAUCGCUGCCAAGAAGAAUUCGAGCGAGGUUGGAAAAUAAAUCUCCCCGAAAAGCCUGAAGGUGUCACCGAGGAGGCUGCGAUGAUGUCUGAUGAAUAUUAUGCUGCAGCUGCCGCCAAGCGGCGAGGUCUUGGCUUGGUUAAGUUUAUUGGUGAAUUGUACAAACUCGGCAUGUUAACUGAGAGAAUCAUGCACCAGUGUGUGAAAAAAUUGGUUGAUUAUGAGGGUAUUCCUGAGGAAGCCGAAGUGGAGAGCUUGACGAGUCUGCUACGAACGAUCGGAUACAGCCUUGACAACUCUGAGAAGGGUCAUGGUAUGAUGGAUGCAUACUUCGUGCGGAUCAGCAUGAUGAUGGAAACUCCUGGCCUUGCCAGCCGUCUUAAGUUCAUGCUUAUGGACAUUGUCGAUUUACGUAAAGCUGGGUGGAUGUCGAAAGAUGGCGAUAAGGGCCCUAAGACAAUCGUUGAGAUUAGAGAAGCUGCUGCCCGUGCUCAGCAAGAACAAGAAAUGGAACGCCUGCGCCAACAGGCCAGCAGAAGUGGUCGGAUGCCAAUGGGCCGAGGAGAUUCACGGAACUUCUCUGGUGGUUACGGAAGUCAAGCUCCGCCUCCCGACUUUGCAUCAAGCAAGGUUGGCAGCGACGAUCUCCGCCGACUGAAGACCACCAGGAACACGAACCAACCGAUAUCCUUUGGACCUUCCAGCAUGUUUGGUUCCCGGAGCAGCAGCGGCCGUAAAAAUCUUGGACCUGGCGGCAACCUAGUCCGUGGUGGCGAAGACAGCGGCGCAAGCAGCCGUACUGGUACUCCACCAGGCGGUAAGGAUAAAAAGGACGACAAGGAGGCUGCAUCCUCAGUAAAUGCAUUCAGUGCUCUUGCCGCCUUGAAUAAUGAAGAUAACCUGGCUACAUCGCCGCCAUCGAAUCCAUCCUCCCCUCCCAUGGUCAAGUCCCAACCAGCCAUUGAGCUGUCAAAACCCCCAGCAAAGGAGCAGGAAGGCCGAAGUCCAUCUUAA